This is a messenger RNA of Toxotes jaculatrix (banded archerfish), 6212 nucleotides long. RefSeq names its product laminin, beta 4 (gene lamb4). NCBI's taxonomy places the organism in Eukaryota, Metazoa, Chordata, Actinopteri, Toxotidae. Gene Ontology annotation, cellular component: laminin trimer. The transcript has 36 exons. Bases 300 to 5672 code for a protein of 1790 amino acids. The record is from RefSeq and is a predicted model, not a curated record. Gene Ontology annotation, biological process: substrate adhesion-dependent cell spreading; cell migration; basement membrane assembly.
CCAGCCCCCGUUCGUUCCUAUGAAGUCCGCCUUUGGAGUCGAAGCAGCACGGUGGAGCCGUGGGGUCAACUCGACAUGAUGCCACAAGCCUCUGUGUGACCUCCUGAGCGUUUCCUUCUGCUUUCAUGACAUUCUGGCUCCAUUCCUAUGGGUUAGGGUUAGGUCCAGCCUCAGGGAACGUUUGUCUCAGUAAGGUGUGCUGUUACCUGCCCACGUAUGUUCAUACUUUGGGUGCAGCAGCAGAAGAAGAAUCCACCAGGGAACAGAAUUUAUCACAUUGAACCAGACAUCAGUACAACAUGAUCUUCAUCUUCAUCAUUCUUCUUCCAGCAGCUCAGCUUCAAGACCCUCGGGAUCUUCAAGACCAGUGCUCUGGCAGAUCCUGUAACCCUCAGCUGGGAGACCUGAUGGUGGGUCGAGCUGCUCAGCUCUCUGCCUCGUCAACGUGCGGUCUGGAUGAACCACAGAAGUACUGCAUCAUCGGAUACCUUGAGGAGGAGCAGAAAUGUUUCACGUGCGACUCUCGUCUGCCGCACCAUGACCACAGCAACCCGAACAGCCACCGCGUUGAGAACAUCAUCGCGACCUUUAACCCCGAGAGAAAAAUGAAGUGGUGGCAGUCGGAGAACGGAGUUCAUCAGGUCAGCAUCCAGUUAGAUUUGGAGACGGUGUUCCAGUUCAGUCACCUGGUUCUCACCUUCAAGAGUUUCCGUCCAGCGGCCAUGUUGGUGGAGCGCUCAAAGGAUUUUGGACGAACUUGGAAAGUUUUCCGUUACUUUGCAGAAGAUUGUUCGCUUCAUUUCCCUUCUGUGCCCAGUGGACCGGCCAGAAGCAUCGAUGACGUCGUCUGUGAUGGCAGAUACUCCGGCUCAGAGCCGUCCACUGAUGGACAGGUGGUGCUGAAAGCGCUGGACCCCAUCUUUGAAAUACAAAACCCAUAUGCACCAAACAUCCAUGAUCUGAUCACUCUGACUAACAUUCGAGUGAACUUCACUCGUCUCUUCACGCUCGGCGACACUCUGCUGAGUCGAAGACGCAGAAACCCUCUGGACAAAUAUUACUACGCUCUUUACAACAUGGUGGUCCAAGGGAGCUGCUUCUGUAACGGACACGCCAGCUGGUGUAUGCCUGUGGACGGAGGACGAGGGGACAUCUUCACCCAGACUGGCAUGGUUCACGGUCGUUGUGUUUGUCAUCACAACACGGCUGGAGAGAACUGUGAGAGAUGUCAGGACUUUCACCACGACUCCCCCUGGAGGCCUGGAGGAGAAGGCACAGCUGACAUCUGCAGAAGGUGCAACUGUCACGGUCACUCGGACUCAUGUCACUUUGACGCGGCUCGUUUCGAAGCGACAGGCGGCGUGAGCGGUGGCGUGUGCGACAACUGCCGCCAUGACAGGACGGGGCCUCAGUGCGAAAAGUGUCGACCUUUUCUGUAUCAGGAUCCAGAGAGAGCGAUGGACGACCCGCGUGCCUGCAUAUCCUGUGACUGCGACCCACUUGGCUCUCAAGGUGCCGGCCUUUGUGACGCUCUGAGUGGUCGAUGUCUCUGCAAAGAGAAUGUGGAGGGUCGACGCUGCGAUCGCUGCAAACACGGCUUCUUCAAUCUGAGACAGGACAACCCAGCCGGCUGUCAGGAGUGCAGGUGUCAUGUCUUGGGAAGCAUUGGGUCAUGUGAUCAGCUGACAGGAAGCUGUGAAUGUGACCGUUUGGCAAGCGGGCCGCUGUGUGAUCGAUGUCUGCCAGGUUUCUGGGGUUUGGGAAACUCUGCGUUCAGAUGCUCACCGUGCGACUGUGACAUCGGAGGAGCUCGCAGCACCACGUGUUCUCCAGAGGACGGACAGUGUCACUGUUUACCAAACAUGAUUGGUCGGCGAUGCUCUGACCCCUCCCCUGGGUACUUCCUACCUCUACUGGACUACUUCCUCUACGAGGCGGAGGUUGCUGCCCUGCUGCUCGGAGGAAGCUCUCCUACUAAUACUCCAUCAUCAUCUUCUCUGUUGAAUCCAGUGGUUUUACCACAGUGUGAGCAGUACUUCAGAGAGCAGGGUUUCGACUUUAAAUUCACUAAUGGACGAGUUGUACUGGUUCGGAGGACUCGUAGACAUGCCCGCCGGAGGAGACAGGGACAGGAGACCAGCAUCCCUCUGGCCCCAGGCCACGCCCUACAGAUCAUUCCUCGUCAGAGGACACCUGAUCAGCCGAUUACCUGGACUGGCCUAGGAUUGGUCAGAGUGUUGGAGGGGGCGGGUCUUCGGUUCACCGUGGACAACUUGCUGUCAUCAAUGGAUUACCAGCUGGUGAUUCGCUACGAGCCGGAGUCUCCGUCUGAUUGGCUGGCUUCAGUCAGAAUCAUCAUGCUGUCACCAGGUGAUGGCCGCUGCAGCAGCGACCCAACAGGAAGUAAAACUUUGAUUCUUCCUGGAAACUCCAGAGGAGGUGUGCUGGACGCUGCAGUGUGUCUGAAUGCAGGAGGCCGGUACUUUGUGGACGUCGUCUUUACCAAACAGCCCGGAUCGGAUGGGUCACACAUCUUGAUCGACUCGAUGGGUCUGAUUCCCAGCGUCGAGUCUGUCCAGAAUUUCUGCUCUGAGAGUGACCUCCAGUCUUUCCAACGCUUUCGCUGCAUCGGAUUGGCUGCUGAGCUCGACCCACAGGAGCCAGUACCACCGGCCUGCGAGGGGCUCAUCAGGAGCAUGUCGGCCCGAAUCCACAACGGAGCUGUUCUUUGCAGGUGUAAUGCUGUCGGCUCCAUCGGACCGUCCUGCAGUAAACUGGGCGGCCUCUGUGAGUGUAAACCCAACGUGAUUGGUCGUUGCUGUGACACCUGCGCACCCAUGACAUUUGGCUUCGGACCCGACGGCUGCAAAUUGUGUGCGUGCGACCGUCGGGGUUCGGUGUCGGAGCUGUGCGAUCAGGUCACAGGUCGGUGUGCGUGUCGUUCAGAGGUGACGGGGCGACGCUGUGACCGCUGCCGCACGGGACUCUGGGGUUUCCCGCUCUGUCGAGCCUGUGAAUGUCAGGGACUGUCAGACGUGUGCGACGAGCAGACUGGAGAAUGUGUGAACUGCAGAGAGCACGCCACCGGACCGCACUGCGACAGGUGUGUGGAGGGUUACUACGGUGACCCAGUGUCCAAACAGCCCUGUCAGCCCUGCUUGUGUCCAGACGUCCAGAACAGUGGACGAUUCUUUGCCACUUCCUGCCACCGCAACCCACAAUCCCUCAGCCUGACUUGCAACUGCAGGGAGGGGCACACAGGUCCACACUGCGACAGAUGCAGCCCCGGUUUCUAUGGCGACCUGACUUUGCCAGGCUCCGGCUGCGAGAAAUGUUCGUGCAACAACAACAUUGACCCCGGCGACCGUGAUGCCUGUGAUGGCCUGACGGGCGAGUGUCUGCGCUGCCUGCACAACACCAUGGGACCGAACUGCCAGAGCUGUAGACCUGGUUACUACGGCAACGCCCUGGUCCAAGACUGCAAAGAAUGCUCCUGUGACAGGCGGGGGACGGAGGUGACUAAGUGUCCUCUGGGAAGUCCCUGUUUCUGCAAUCCGAGGAUGGGACAGUGUCCCUGCAGGAGGGGCGUAGUGGGAGUCCUCUGCGAUGAGUGUGAAGACGGAUACUGGAACCUGGAUGGACCGUCGGGAUGCCAGCCCUGCGGCUGUGACCCCGUGAACGCUUUCUCCAACGUCUGCAACAAGGUGACGGGACAGUGUCCGUGUCGUCCUGAGUUUGGAGGGAGACAGUGUGAUGAAUGUGGAGAAAAUCACUUUGGGAAUGCAGACCUGCAGUGUAUCUCGUGUGACUGUAACUUGGAGGGAACCGAGCGUCCGUCAUGUGACGCUGAAACCGGUGAGUGCAUCUGUCGACCUGGCGUCACCGGUAUCUUCUGUGACGAGUGCGCCGCCGGCUACAGCUCGGCGUUCCCGGCCUGCGAGGAGUGCCACCCCUGCGCCGCCCUCUGGGCCGAAAACGUCACCGAUGUCCAGCGAGCCGCCCAGAGGAUGAGAACCUUCGUCCCUCGCCGCACCGAUGACCCGCGGUCUGGAAACGGUCGCCACCGGCAACAGAUGCUGGAGAUGCACUCCAAGCUGGACAGCCUCACCAACCUGACAGGACUCUCCCAGCAGAAGGUGGAGAAGGUGGAGAAACUGUGUGUGAAGAUUGAGAAGCUGAAAGGUGCCAUCGACCCGAACGUGAUCGUGAUCGAUCCGUCUCCUCUCCUCAACACUGAAAUCCACAACAUUCGUCUGGAGUUCAAGAAGCUGCUGAACAUCAUGAAGAAGAAACUGAUCAGGGACGCAGAGGACGAAGAAGGAGACGUGGAAGAGCUGCUCGAUCGGAUCCGGAAGCUUCAUAAAGAUUUCAUGUCAGACGAGAAGAGGGUGCGAAACGCCAGCGAAGCGUUAGAGGACUCCAUGGACACGAGGAGUGAGGUCAAACACAAACUGAGCACGUGCAGCAACAGAGGAGACCUGGCUCUGCUGGAGAAGCGGGUCCGAGAGCUCAGUGUGCUCUACCUCCGCCGAAAGGUCUGUGGAGGACCAGGACCUGAGGACUGUUCAGGAUGCGGUGCAGCUCCGUGCGGUCGGGGUCUGGAGGGCGGGACAUGUGCUCCUGACUGUGAUGGAGCAUUUCCUGUCAGUCAGAAAGCUUCAGAAACAGCAGAGGGAGCGAAGGACCAACUCAUCAGGCUCAGCUCCAGACUGGAGGACUCCAAGAACAAGCUCAGCGACGCCAAGCAGGCAGCUCAGGACAUCAAAGACCGGGCCAAAGACCUGCAGGACCGGAUCAGUGACAAACUGGACUCCUUCAUGAGAGAGAAGAACAGAACCAGGGAGCUCAUCCAGCGAAUCAGAGCCUACCUGAUGGAUGAGAUGGUUCCUCCAGAAGACAUCGAGAAAACAGCCCGAGCUGUUCUGAGCAUCCAGCUGCCGCGAUCGCCCGCUCAGAUCCAAUCAAUGAUCAGUGACAUCAGAGAUCUGCUGUCCAAUGCCACACUCCUCCAGGGUGACCUGAACAGCCUGCAGGAGCAGGCCCGAACUGCCCGGGACCUUCUGCAGAAAGCUCAGGAACUCAAGGACAAGACAAAGGACAUCAAUACGACAGAGAUCAGCAGAGACAUUUAUAAAGCAGAGGAAGCUCAGAACAAAGCCAACAACAACCUGGAGACGGCCAGCGGAGACAGAGACAUGAUCAAAGACCGGAUCCGAGACAUCAAAGACAAACUGGGAGACGCCGAGACGAAGCUGACGGCCCAUCGACCCGAACAUCUGCAGAGGGACAUUGAAGCUCUGAAGAAGAAAAGUGAACAGAACAGAGAGAUGGCCCGAGAGGCGCAGGAGGCGGCUCGAAACGCCACAGACGCAAAAACCGAGCUGGACGACGUGAUGGAGCGGUUCAAGGUUUUAAAGCAGAGGAACGCGAAUCAGACGGAUCAGGGUGAAGCCGGAGAACGACUGAAGAACAUCACGAAGGAGGCGGAGAACCUGAGGAGACAGGUGGAGGACAGACUCAGACAGAUACAAGGUCUGGAGGAGAAGAUCCAGCAGCUGAUCAGAAGUAAAGAGGAGAAAUCGGCUGAAGUCUCCAGGUUGUUGGAAACGGUCGAUUCGCUUCGACAGGAAAUCUCCAGACGAGCCGAGGGAUACGCCAGCUGUACCUCAUAAAGCUCCUCGAAGUCCUCAGUACGAAACACGAAUCUGAGGAGAUUUGCUUGUUUUUUUUAUUCAUGUGGAUUUUUCCAAGUUCCAAGAAUAUUUGACAUUUAUCCAGUAAAACAUCUUCUGAUGUGUAGAAAUACAGGAGAGAACAGUGUUUCAUGCCUCGUGUUAUUUCUUCUUCUUUCAGAAUGAAAACAUUGAAAAUGCAUAUUCAGGUGUUUGUUUACUACCUGUCGUCUCUUUGCAUCUGAGGAGCUCAGUGAUAUAAAAAGCUUCAUUUUUCUUUCUCUUUUCUCUUGUUCCCUGAAAAAUCAGAAAUGUUCCAGGUUUUUCUUCCAUGUUCUGAAGAGUUUGUUCAUUUGUCCCCAGCAGCUGAAGUUCUGUCUCUGUCCAGCAGAGGGCGCCCCCCCUCACUCCUGACACUCCACACAGUAUCAGAGGGAAGUGACCUGUAAACUCACUUUGAUCAGAUUCAAGAAUCAGAAAGAACCAAUCAGAGCUUUGAUCACUGAUCAGUUAGGAGCUGAUAACUCUGUGUGUGUGUGU